Messenger RNA from Sesamum indicum (sesame), 1740 nucleotides. Its product is annotated as Pyridoxal-5'-phosphate-dependent enzyme family protein. NCBI's taxonomy places the organism in Eukaryota, Viridiplantae, Streptophyta, Magnoliopsida, Lamiales, Pedaliaceae. The record is from RefSeq and is a predicted model, not a curated record. Gene Ontology annotation, molecular function: D-cysteine desulfhydrase activity.
ACAAAGAACUUGUUACUUGUCCAUAGUAAAUUUUCCCAAAAUGAGAGGCUUCCCAAGCCAACCCUCAUUUCUUUACUGCAGAUAAUUACAUCAUCUUCAUGGGAAUUCAGUAGCUACCAAGAAUUAACCAACAGUGAAAUGCGUUAUUCAUAGUUGGUGAACUGUAGUAUCUCUUUUUGUGGAGUUCAUCUUGAGCUUUUUCUAUGCUUGAGGCGUUCCUGAGCAGCUUCAACUGUUGAAACGAGAUGGGUGUUUUGAAGCAUAAUCCUGUAAAUGAUAAACUUGUGUUGAGAUUGCUUGAUAGACGGUGGGCUUUGAACAGCCCGGAUGCGAAAAUUAACCAGAUAAUGAUUUUGAAUCCAAAGGAAGAUGGGUUAAAUGGGGAUGUUACGUUUCGCAAUAUCACCCAACCAUGCCUUGAUGAAGGCAUAAUGAAGAAGAACCAAUCUUUUCCAUCUUUCUAUGUGGUUAGGGAUGACUUGUUGCAUCCUUUGGUGAAUGGUAACAAGGCGAGGAAAUUGGACGCUCUGCUUCCCCUCCUUGAGGAUUAUGACGCGACUGAUGUGGUUACAUGUGGGGGCUGCCAAAGUGCGCACACUGCAGCUGUUGCUGUGUCAUGUGCAGAGAGAGGAUUGAGGCCACACUUACUUCUUCGAGGAGAAGCGCCUGAGACUCUAACUGGCUACAAUCUUGUUUCUACAUUAUAUGGAAAUGUGGUUUAUGUUCCAAGAUCUUUAUAUGCCAAAAGAAAAGAAAUGCUCACGAGGCAUGCUGAGUCAGUGGCAGGCCGUGAUGGAUCCGUUAUAUGGCUUGAUGAUAUAUUGGGGGCUUCGUCCAGAAAUCAUUCAUCUGGGAAACAGAACUUCUCCAAAGCAGAUCCUGUCAAAUGUCCUGAAAAAUCAAGAAAAGUUGUCGUUAUAAACGAAGGUGCAGGAGAUUCAGUUGCAUUACUAGGCGUCGUGCGUUUGAUACAAUACUUGUCCCAAAACCACUUGUUUGGAAAAGAUCAGGCACUAAAUAUUGUUGUGGAUGCUGGCACUGGGACAACAGCUGUUGGUUUGGCUCUUGGAGCUUUAUGUUUAGGACUUCCAUGGGAGGUAACGGCAGUGAUGCUGGCUGACAAAAUCAAUGCCUACAAAGAAAAGGAGCAAAAUUUGAUAUCUGAAUAUCUUAGAAGUUUUAUGUCUUCUGCUGACGGCCUAGACCCAAGCAUAGUCAAUGCCGAAAUUGUGCAAUGGGUCGAGCGCAGCUUACCUAGAAAGUUCGGGAAUAUUUUGAAAGGCGAAGUUCAAGAAUGCCAAAAAAUAGCCAGGCAAACUGGUAUUCUUGUGGAUCCGAUAUACACUUUGGCUGCUUGGGAUAUUGCAACAAAACUCAGCCAAAACAUGUUAGAAGAUAGGAAAGUGGUGAUGCUUCACACGGGAGGAACGCUGGGGAUGUUCGGCCUAGCCCAGCGCUACAGGUCUUACUUCAAGAUACCUGACGAAGAUUUCAGGUAAACUGCUGAACGGCAACCGAAUCUUGUGUCUUUUGGUUCAAUCCCUAUUCAGAUUCGGAGGGUAAGCUUCUAUGGAUGAAUGCUUCCGGUGGAGAGGUUGCCCAGUUAGGAUCAUCGUAAUGGCAAGCUAUGAUGGAAUUCUCACUCAAUCAAGUCAGAUUUAUGCUCAACUAGAUGAUGACAAUUUGUACUUUCACAUACCUUCAAAAUUUUCGAAUGCUUUUACAUACGAGCACAAGCUA